Girardinichthys multiradiatus is the source of this 1421-nucleotide messenger RNA. It is a transcript of the gene lysmd2, whose product is annotated as LysM, putative peptidoglycan-binding, domain containing 2. NCBI's taxonomy places the organism in Eukaryota, Metazoa, Chordata, Actinopteri, Cyprinodontiformes, Goodeidae. The transcript is spliced from 3 exons. Bases 234 to 866 code for a protein of 210 amino acids. The record is from RefSeq and is a predicted model, not a curated record.
AACCGGAAGCUUGACGUUCCUUUGGACGUAUAACAGUCAUUUAUGCUAGAGGAGAACUGUGAGGUUGCCUUCCCGAAACAUGCGUCUUUUCCCCAAGGUUGACGUCCCCAAAAUGAGCCGGGAUGGAGCUCUUCCUGCCGCCUAAACCUUCGCUGUAGUUCGGCUGCAGAGAGACACCUGGGGCGUCAGAACAAACAGAGGUAACUGCCCUCUUUAUUUAGUCAGAAGAGAAGAUGGCGGAGUUCUCUCCCGUCCUGUCAAUGCGGGAUGGAGGUGGACGACUUGCCCAGCCCAUCUUCCCGAGGUCCAGGUCUGGUUCCGAGUCGGAAAGCGAACUGUCCCAGAGUCUGGCCCGGACCAAGAUACGUUCGUACGGAAGUACAGCCAGCGUCACUGCAUCCCUGGGGGAGAAAUACAUAGAGCAUCGGGUUACAGACAGUGAUACUCUGCAGGGGAUUGCUCUCAAAUACGGCGUGACGAUGGAGCAAAUCAAACGAGCCAAUAAGCUGUUCAGCAACGACUGCAUCUUCUUGAGGAACAGCCUCAACAUCCCCGUGUUGUCGGAGAAGCGCUCAAUUUUUAAUGGACUGUCUCUGGAGUCUCCUGAUGGGGACGGGGAGACGGCAUGCCAGGAUGCACGCACACCCCAUGUUAUGACGCAGGACAUCGAGGGACCCUCGCCGCCCUCAUCCCCACCCCCCCAGCCUCAGCCUCAGCCUGAGGAGUUGUCAGCCAGAGACUUCUUGCACAGACUGGACUUGCAAAUUAAACAGUCAAAGCAGGCUGCACAGAGACUGAAGGAAGAGGAAGUAAGGAAUAACGAGGAGGACUACACAGCCUCCAAAACUUCAUACCAGGAGCUUUAAAGGAGCAGUCCGGCUAUGUGAAGCCUUGACCAUAAACACCACCUCAUCUUUUGGCGUUUACCAUGCUGAACAAGUGUCAUGUUUGCCUUCUUAUUUAUUAAACUGCAAUGAUUUAUUUUAUUAAUUUUAACGUUACUGUUUUAUCUGCCGCCUGAGCGUAUUCGCGUGAAGCUGCUGCGCCAAAAACACCGGCUGCGUACAUCCACACAACGAAACUCGAUGCGUUAAGCUAGGCUCCAUUAAAGCUCCUGAUGUUUUGAAUCUUCUCGGAAGAAAGCAGCCAUUGGAAAGUCGAUUCGAGCAUUUCUCAUCAGUGUUCUCCCUGUAUGAGCAAAAACCCCUAAAACCGAGGUGAUGGAUGGACUCGAGCCUUUGAACACAUUUGCCUCAAAGUCUUUUUUUUUGUUGGAAACGGAGUGCAGAGAGAGAGCUCUAUUUUUGAAGUGUGAAUGCAUUAUUUAUGUGUGUGGAGAACGUGUCUAUAACAGCUGUUUUAUUGUGGUUUUAAACUGCUUUGGUUGUAUUUGUGGGAAAUAAAUAUGUGUUUAAGCCAUA